Molecule: messenger RNA, 2839 nt
Organism: Gasterosteus aculeatus aculeatus (three-spined stickleback)
Lineage: Eukaryota; Metazoa; Chordata; Actinopteri; Perciformes; Gasterosteidae
Gene: cspg5a
Product: chondroitin sulfate proteoglycan 5a
Biological process (GO): cell projection morphogenesis
Cellular component (GO): synapse
Source: RefSeq, a predicted model, not a curated record
UCUGAAGUGCCCAAAAGCACCGAGUCCGACCGAGCCCAACGAAGACGAACCGAACCACCCCCCUUCUCCGCCCCCACCCGAACCCACCCACCCCCCACCCCCACCCUCGCCUCGCCGCUCUGUGGCAAUGGAGCCGUAGCCGAACAUCAGUGCGCUUAAGUGAGCCGAGUGCGCGGAGCGGCGACGGACCGGAGGAGACAGCUGAGACCGAGCGGCGAUGGAGGCGCAGCGCAGCGAGGCUGGAGUCUAGACUGCACGUUCAACCAAUCCGAACACACCAACGGAUUACUUUUUACACGCCAUUUUUUUUGAACUCUCAAUAUCACUAUUAGAACAGGACCCCCCCCACCCCCCCCCUUUUUCUUUCCACAUCAUAAUAUUGCUGUAUCGUUGCACGGCGAGGAUGCAGGGGAAGGAGGCGAGCUUUUGCACAGGAUGCUGGAGACUAACGCUGCUGUCGUGCGUCCUGGCUCUGCACCUGGUCCCGCUGUCGGUCCACGGAAACGUUGUCGGCACCAACGCCACCGAGCCGGACCGCGCGGCCAAUAUUACCUCCCAUCUCAGUGAGGAGGAGGGGCCCCUCAAGGUGCACGAGGCCGUCGCCACGGUAACCGCGAUGAGCAGCCCGGCCAGUCCCGCCACUGCGACCCCAAAGGCGGGCCGGGUCGCCCGCGCCGGCGAGGAGGACGAGCAGAGCAGCGGCAUGUUCGGCGAAGCGGUGGUACCCGCGUUGGAGGAAGUUUCCGUCGCCUCUCCGCCCCAAUUGAGCCCCGACUCGGCUGAGACGGAGCACCUGUUGCCGAGCAACCCACACCGGGACGUCAUGGAGAGCGAGCAGGAAGGAGUAGAGCGUCCGCCGCAAACCGACCCACCUUGGAUCCACGCCAAGGACACGGCCGUGUUCGACAUGGACCGCCUCUUCACCACCACCACCACCACCACCGCUGCGCCCUCAGCCCCCACCAACCCCGCUGGCCCCGACGUCCUCCACGUCGACUUCUUCGACCCCUCGUCUCGUGGCCGUGGCCUUGACCUAGCCCCGCCCUCUCCCUCAUCGCUGGAACACGAGCUGCAGGGAGGUGACACGACCUCCUGGGCGAUGCCGGACAGCUACGACUACCUCACGCCUUACGAGGAAGGCGUGUCCCCCACGGCCGACGAGUACACCUACAGCACCACCACCGACGAGAGCGACGACGACCUCCGUCUCUCCGCCGGGUCCCGACCCAAGCCACGGGUCCCGGGGUCCGGCUCCUUCAUCCCGGGGGCGGCGCUUCCUGGAGGGGGAGCUGCGGCGCCAAACACAGGGUCAGACGGGAUGGGCGGAUGCCGUGUCGGGUUCCAGAUGGUGAACAGAAGUUGCCGCUCGCCCUGCGACAUGCUGCCCAACUACUGCUUCAACGGGGGGCAGUGUUACCUGAUGGAGGGCACGGGGGUCUUCUGCAGAUGUAACGUCCAGGAUUACAUCUGGCACAAGGGCGCACGCUGCGAUUCGGUGGCGACCGAGUUCCAGGUGAUGUGUCUGGCCGUGGGCGCCUCGGCCUUGGUGGUCCUGCUGCUCUUCAUGAUCAUCGUGUGCUUCGCCAAGAAGCUUCACGUGCUCAAGACGGAGAACAAGAAGCUACGCAAGCGCAGCAGUAAGUACCGGCCUUCAUCGGAGCAGCACAAUGAUAAUUUCUCGCUGUCCACCAUCGCUGAGGGCUCCCACCCAAAUAAAACCAUGAGCAGAUACACCUGGGAGUGUAAGACCAAAGAGGAGUCCGACUGCGAGGACGAUCCUAAUUCCCAGAACAAGCUGGAGGACCCGGUGAAGGCCGCGCCCAAGGAGGACGACUCCCUCAACAUCCACAACUCCCUGACCCCCAAACACGAGAACCACAAGGUCCUGGGCGAGGAGAACUCCUCGGAGGUAAACUCACUGCAGAACAACAUGAUGUGAAAACAAAACAAGCCCAGCAACCUGACGACACAACACUGAAAACGACAAAAGGUGCGCCCCCAAACCUCCCUCCAACCCCAACAAUCCCCCGCUGCUCCCCGUCCAAUUGUGCCGGGGGCACCAACGGGUCAACCAACCAACCAACCAACCAGCCUGCCAACCAACGUACCAGCAUACCAACCCUGGUCGACAACCGUCUCCAACACGGCCAAACUGCCACCAAGCGGCCCAGGCUGCUGCUGCAAAAAACACACCGUACACCACCACCAACACCACCAACACCACCACUGCUGCCGCCAAUAGCGCCCCUGCUUAGAGUAACCCCCCUUCCAACGAAUCUCACCCUGCCGCCGCCUUGCAACCCCCUCUUACAUCCACUCACGCCCCUCGUUUCACUGCCCCUCCCCCUUGUCGCUGUCACUUUAUUCUCCCUUAUCUCUCUAACCUGCACACACACGCACACAUACAUACAAACGCACAUAAGAAGCACGCACAUACAGUGAAAAGAUGAAAACAAAGACAUGCGUAUAUGUAUACACACAGACACACACACACACACACACACACCUUCCCCUGCCUGCAUUGGUGUAUUUUGUAAAAAGAAAGAAAUCAUACAGAAGUUUAAAACGUACGUGAAACGUCAUUGUAAAAAAAAAGAUAAAAACUACUGAGAGGUUUUGAUGUUUGUCUGACUAAUCCAGUGAGUAUGUAUAAAUAUUGGAGAAAAAAAAAAUCCUUGAAUUGAUUUCAAAAGAAGCAACACAAUGUGUCUUGGUUUUCAUUGAUGUGAUUUCUAAUCCUUUGAUGUAUUUGUUUUUUUGUUGUUUUUUUGUACUUUUUUGGGAUUUUGAACAGAAUAAGCGAUUCAGACAGUUGUUGAAAUAAACCUUUUUAACAUGA